GUCCUCCAGAAGCUGGGCAAAGCAGAUGAAACUAAGGAUGAACAAUUUGAACAGUGUGUCCAGAAUUUCAACAAGCAGCUGACUGAAGGGACCCGACUGCAGAAGGACCUCCGUACCUACCUGGCCUCUGUCAAGGCCAUGCAUGAGGCCUCCAAGAAGCUGAGCGAAUGUCUUCAGGAAGUAUAUGAGCCCGACUGGCCUGGCCGGGAUGAAACGAACAAGAUUGCUGAGAACAAUGACUUGCUGUGGAUGGAUUACCACCAGAAGCUGGUGGACCAGGCACUGCUUACCAUGGACACAUACCUGGGCCAGUUUCCUGACAUCAAGUCACGCAUUGCCAAGAGGGGGAGGAAGCUAGUGGACUAUGACAGUGCAAGACACCAUUAUGAGUCACUCCAAACGGCCAAAAAGAAGGAUGAGGCCAAAAUUGCCAAGCCUGUCUCGCUGCUUGAGAAAGCUGCCCCCCAGUGGUGCCAAGGCAAACUGCAGGCUCAUCUAGUAGCUCAAACUAACCUGCUCCGAAAUCAGGCUGAAGAGGAGCUCAUCAAAGCCCAGAAGGUAUUUGAGGAGAUGAAUGUGGACCUGCAGGAGGAGUUGCCCUCUCUGUGGAACAGCCGAGUGGGUUUCUAUGUCAACACAUUUCAGAGCAUUGCAGGUCUGGAGGAAAACUUCCACAAGGAGAUGAGUAAGCUCAACCAGAACCUCAACGAUGUGCUGGUCAGCUUGGAGAAGCAGCACGGGAGCAACACCUUCACGGUCAAGGCCCAGCCCAGUGACAAUGCCCUUGUCAAAGAGAACAAGAGCCCUCCGUCCCCACCAGAUGGCUCCCCUGCUGCCACUCCUGAGAUCAGAGUGAACCACGAGCCAGAGCUGGCUGGUGAGGCUGCGCCUGGGGCCACAUUUCCCAAGUCCCCAUCUCAGCUCCGGAAAGGCCCACCAGUCCCUCCUCCUCCCAAACAUACUCCAUCCAAGGAGGUCAAGCCAGAGGAGAUCCUCAGCCUGUUUGACAGCACGUUUGUCCCCGAGAUCAGCGUGACCACCCCUUCCCAGUUUGAGGCCCCUGGGCCCUUCCCAGAGCAGGCCAGCCUGCUGGACCUGGACUUCGACUCCCUCCCACCUGUGGCGAGCCCUGUGAAAGCACCCACACCCUCUGGUCAGCCAAUCCCGUGGGAUCUCUGGGAGCCCACAGAGAGUCCUGCUGACAGUGGGCCUUCUGGGGAGCCCAGCAUGGCCGAGGGUACCUUCGCUGUGUCCUGGCCCAGCCAGACAGCCGAGUUGGACCCUGCUCAACCAGGGGAGGCCUCAGAGGUAGCCGGAGGGACUGAACUUGUGACUGGAACCCAAGAGCCUGGGGAGACGGCAGCCAGUGAAGCAGCCUCUAACUCCCUUCCAGCUGUUGUGGUAGAAACCUUCUCAGCAACUGUGAAUGGUGCCGUGGAGGGUGGCAGUGGGGCCGGACGCCUGGACCUGCCCCCGGGAUUCAUGUUCAAGGUGCAGGCUCAGCAUGACUACACAGCCACAGACACGGAUGAGCUUCAGUUGAAGGCGGGUGAUGUGGUGCUGGUCAUCCCGUUCCAGAACCCUGAGGAGCAGGAUGAAGGCUGGCUCAUGGGUGUCAAGGAGAGUGACUGGAAUCAGCACAAAGAGCUGGAGAAGUGUCAGGGCGUCUUCCCUGAGAACUUCACCGAACGUGUCCAGUGA
This is a messenger RNA of Elephantulus edwardii (Cape elephant shrew), 1701 nucleotides long. It is a transcript of the gene BIN1, whose product is annotated as bridging integrator 1. The record is from RefSeq and is a predicted model, not a curated record. Gene Ontology annotation, biological process: regulation of endocytosis. NCBI's taxonomy places the organism in Eukaryota, Metazoa, Chordata, Mammalia, Macroscelidea, Macroscelididae. Gene Ontology annotation, cellular component: cytoplasm; synaptic vesicle; plasma membrane. The transcript has 18 exons. Gene Ontology annotation, molecular function: phospholipid binding; tau protein binding. The annotation marks the transcript as partial.